AGAGAGACAGAGACAGAGAGAGACAGAGAGACAGAGAGAGGACAGAGAGAGUACAAGGAUGUCCCUGGGAGGGAUCUCGGUGUUGCUGUUCGUGAUGACGACGGCGCUGCUGCUGCAAAGCACCACCUCAUUAAGAACAGGAGACAGGUCGUGCGUGGGCCGCUGUGGCGAGCCGUUCGAGAGGGGCGUCCCCUGCUCCUGUGACUUCGACUGCACGAAGUUCAAGCAGUGCUGCCGGGACUUCAGGAGGGCCUGCACCAGUGAGUCGUCCUGUCGAGGCCGCUGCGAGGAGCCCUUCCGCCGUGGCCGGCGCUGCCACUGCGACUCGACGUGCGUGGAGUUUGGGGAGUGCUGCCCGGACCACGGCGAGUUCUGCACCGACAAGACCCCGGAGGAGGACUACGACUACUCAGAGGUGUCCCCCGCAAAGAGCCUCCCCGUGCAGCUCGCUCAGGCACCUUCCCAGGCCUCACCUUUGGAGGAGAAUGUUGAGAAGGACCAGCAAGGGGAUCAACCCCCUCCACACAAGAAGACCCCGGCUGGGACGGACAAUAAGGAGCAGCAAGCCGUAGCACUUGGAGACCCCAUCAAACCCGAUAAGAGUGGUAAAGAAACUCUCCCUCUGAAGCCACCACUGGGUCCCAUUGCCCCGUCCCUACCUGCUCUGACUCCUGAACCUACAAUUCACACCACUCAGGAACCACUAACUGUCACGGUCCCUCUUGAAACCCCAAAUCCUACCACUCAAGAACCACUUACCAACUAUACCGUGCUUACCACAACCCCAAAUCCCACCACUCAAGAACUGCUUACCAACUAUACCGUUCUUACCACCACUCCAAAUACCACCACUCAAGAACCACUUACUAAUCAUACCGUGCUUACCACAACAUCAAAUCCCACCACUCAAGAACCACUUACAAACUACACUGUGCUUACCACAACUCCAAAUCCCACCACUCAAGAACCAGUUACCAACUAUACCGUUCUUACCACCACUCCAAAUACCACCACUCAAGAACCACUUACCAACUACACAGUGCUUACCACCACUCCAAAUACCACCACUCAAGAACCACUUACUAACUAUACCGUGCUUACGACAACAUCAAAUACCACCACUCAAGAACCACUUACUAACUAUACCGUUCUUACCACAACUCCAAAUCCCACCACUCAAGAACUGCUUACCAACUAUACCGUUCUUACCACCACUCCAAAUCCCACCACUCAAGAACCACGUACCAACUACACAGUGCUUACCACCACUCCAAAUACCACCACUCAAGAACCACUUACUAACUAUACCGUUCUUACCACCACUCCAAAUCCCACCACUCAAAAACCACUUACCAACUACACUGUGCUUACCACAACUCCAAAUACCACCACUCAAGAACCACUUACCAACUACACAGUGCUUACCACCACUCCAAAUACCACCACUCAAGAACCACUUACUAACUAUACCGUGCUUACGACAACAUCAAAUACCACCACUCAAGAAGCACUUACUAACUAUACCGUUCUUACCACAACUCCAAAUCCCACCACUCAAGAGCUGCUUACCAACUAUACCGUUCUUACCACCACUCCAAAUCCCACCACUCAAGAACCACUUACCAACUAUACUGUGCUUACCACAAGAUCAAAUCCCACCACUCAAGAACUGCUUACCAACUAUACCGUUCCUACCACCACUCCAAAUACCACCACUCAAGAACCACUUACCAACUAUACUGUGCUUACCACAAGAUCAAAUCCCACCACUCAAGAACUGCUUACCAACUAUACCGUUCCAACCACAAAUCCAAAUCCCACCACUAAAGAACCACUUACCAACUAUACUGUGCUUACCACAAGAUCAAAUCCCACCACUCAAGAACUGCUUACCAACUAUACCGUUCCAACCACAAAUCCAAAUCCCACCACUAAAGAACCACGUACCAAUUACAUCAUGCUUACCACAACUCCAAAUCCCACCACUCAAGAACCACUUACCAAACCGUCCACCUUCUUGUCCACCUCCAUUGUGGCCUCCACGUGGCCUGCUGAGAGAGUGAUCACCCGCAGACCCGGAAAGAUGACCACCGACCAAUCGUGGCAUGACAAUGGGUCUGGGGAGGGCAGCACCUAUCGGCCGCCCAUCAAGCAAGUCCCAACAGUGCAGACCGCAGAUGGCCAUCGUGGUGGGCAAGUCCCAGUGGCAAAGACAGAGUACGUGGACGGGGACAUCUGCAAUGAGAGACCGGUGAGCGGAAUAACGACUUUGCCCAACGGAGACACUGUCGUGGUGAAAGGGCCGUUCUUCUGGAACCUGAGACUGAGGAUAGCCCCUCAAAGGGUCUCCACGGUGUGGCGGGUGCCUUCCCCAAUCGACUCCAUGUUCACCCGCUGCGGCUGUCAGCCCAAGACCUACAUUUUCAAGGGGGAUAGGUACUGGCGCCUGGAUAAUGGGGUCCCAGACAUGGGGUUCCCUAAGCUCAUCUCGCAAGGGUUCAGCGGACUUCAGGGUCCCAUCACGGCGGCCCUCCCAGUGCCUGGGGAAAAAUGGUUUCCGGAGCACGUGUUCCUGUUUCAGGGGCCUACUGUGGCAAAGUACCUGUUCAAGAAACAUGAAUGUCGAGCAUCCCAAGAGAGGAUCCAUUUGCAGUUACGCAAGCGCCAUGCCGUGGACACCAGAAGCUCCAAAAGUCAGGUGCGGUUCGGCUCGAUCCACAUCCACUGGAAGGGCUUCCCCCUCGACUACUCCUCCGUCUUCACGAGGCCCAUGGCGCCGGCGGUGCCUACAGCCCGGAUCUCCUACCGGCACUUCGUCGUCGUCAAAGACUCCUACUACAGCCUGAACAUGCGCAGUAAGCAAGUGUCCAAGAAGCCGGAGGGCAGCAUUCGGAGAGACCUGUCCUGCCCUUGAGGCAGGGCAGCAGAUCGCGGCAUGGAGGACCUCUUCACCCAGCCAGGGUGACAGGGUCACGGCUAUUCUACGCUUUUGCAUGCCGGCGGCGAUGUCGGCAGAAGCUGCGGCGGCAGCGGCGGCGGCAGCGGCAGCGGCAGCGGCGUGGUUCUCCAGGAGCUGGGGGCCAAUGCGGAGGUUCGACUUCUGCUCCUGCCACUAUAAGAGACGGGGCGAGCUUCAGCACAGAGAGGGAGAGAGUUCGUGCCGCAUCACCGCUCCUCGUCCUCCUGCACCCUCCACCCUCCCUCCUUCACCCUCCCUCCUUCACCCUCCCUCCGUCUACACCAUCUCUCUGUCACCCUCCCUCUUCCACCAUCCCAAAUCGUCCCUCCUACCUCCUCCACCACCCUCCUCCUCCAAUGUUAGUCAAUGCAUCAGGUGUUAGUCUAUGGGUCCAGUGUUAGUCUAUGGGUACAGUGUUAGUCU
Messenger RNA from Petromyzon marinus (sea lamprey), 3382 nucleotides. RefSeq lists its product as uncharacterized. Lineage: Eukaryota; Metazoa; Chordata; Hyperoartia; Petromyzontiformes; Petromyzontidae. The record is from RefSeq and is a predicted model, not a curated record.